UCCGAAUCUUGAAUCUGCAAUUUCUUCAUAUCGACAGAAGUAGACGGUUGGAAGAAGUGGUGAAGGAAAGAGGCGAUCGACAUGGGAAUAAGAUUCGUACUAAUGGUGAACAAGCAAGGCCAGACCCGUCUAGCACAAUACUAUGAGUACCUAAACCUUGAGGAACGGCGCACUCUUGAAGGUGAAAUUGUGCGCAAAUGCCUUGCCCGCACUGAGCAACAGUGUUCAUUUGUUGAGCAUCGGAACUACAAAGUCGUGUACAGGCGAUAUGCAUCAUUAUUUUUCCUUGUUGGAGUGGACAAUGAAGAAAAUGAGCUUGCCAUCUUGGAAUUUAUACACCUGCUAGUUGAAACUAUGGAUCGUCAUUUUGGCAAUGUGUGUGAGCUGGACAUCAUGUUUCAUUUGGAGAAAGCACACUUCAUGCUGGAGGAAAUGGUCAUGAAUGGUUGUAUUGUUGAGACCAGCAAGUCCAACAUCCUCUCUCCAAUACAGCUGAUGGACAAAGCAUCAUAGGAUGUAAAAUUUGAUGAAUUCAGAAGUUCUGGACAUUGGUUUGUGGGUUGUAUUUGUAUCAUGUAUCUCUGUAAGUUCUUUGGUUUCAGCAAAGCAGGAUAUUUGUCUUGUUAUGAUGAAGCUGUAUUCUUGUCUAUGCUGUUAUUUAGUGUAGAAGCAUAAUCAUUAAGAAAUGAAGGGGGCCUCAACGUGGUAGAAUAACUUUUUCUCAGAUGUAUGGUCUUGGUUACUUACAGGUUGAACUUCAAAAAUGGUCAAUAGUACGUCAAUAUUUCGUUUCUUUGCACAUAA
Molecule: messenger RNA, 804 nt
Organism: Sesamum indicum (sesame)
Lineage: Eukaryota; Viridiplantae; Streptophyta; Magnoliopsida; Lamiales; Pedaliaceae
Product: SNARE-like superfamily protein
Biological process (GO): protein transport
Source: RefSeq, a predicted model, not a curated record